Messenger RNA from Heterotrigona itama, 750 nucleotides. Lineage: Eukaryota; Metazoa; Arthropoda; Insecta; Hymenoptera; Apidae. The record is from the annotation of a GenBank genome assembly.
AUGGUAGUGCUUAGCAAUUUUCUUGCACCACAAGAAGGAAUACGUCAUGAAGAACCAAAUACUACUGUGUACAUUAAUGAUAGAGAAGUAGGAAAAGGAAUUCUGUAUAUCACAGAAAGUUUACUUUCUUGGGUGAAUUAUGAUACACAACAGGGAUUUUCUCUUGAAUAUCCUCACAUAUCUUUACAUGCCAUUUCAAGAGAUGAACAAGUACAUCCAAGGCAAUGUUUAUAUAUCAUGGUUGAUGCAAAAGUAGAUCUUCCAGAUGUACCAUUGUCAGCAGCUUCAGAUAGUGGAUCAGAUAAUGAAUUUGAAGAUGUGGAUACACCAAUCACAGAAAUGCGAUUUGCCCCCGAUAACACAAAUAAUUUGGAAACAAUGUUUCAAGCAAUGAACCAAUGCCAGGCUCUUCAUCCUGAUCCACAAGAUAGUUUUUCUGAUGCCGAAGAAGAUAUUUAUGAAGAUGCAGAAGAAGAUGAUUAUCAAUAUUACGAUGUUGGUGCUGGUACAGGUGCCAGUACUGGUGCCGGUGCUGGUGCUGGUGAUGCUCCUUAUAUCUUACCAGGUAAUAGUCUUAGAUUUAAUAUAAAAAAGCUUUUAUUUAAAAAAUCAGUAUCCUAUAAAACUAAAUUUCUUUAUUGGUAUUUCAUUCCUUUAAAACAAAUAGAGACAAAUCAGAAUGGUACAGAAGGAGAUGAUGCUAUGGAUAUAGAGGCAGGUCAAUUUGAAGAUGCAGAGGAAGAUCUAUAA